Messenger RNA from Alternaria atra, 510 nucleotides. RefSeq lists its product as uncharacterized. Gene Ontology annotation, molecular function: translation initiation factor binding; nucleotide binding. The record is from RefSeq and is a predicted model, not a curated record. Gene Ontology annotation, cellular component: P-body; RNA polymerase II, core complex. Gene Ontology annotation, biological process: nuclear-transcribed mRNA catabolic process, deadenylation-dependent decay; mRNA export from nucleus in response to heat stress; transcription initiation at RNA polymerase II promoter. The transcript is spliced from 4 exons. Lineage: Eukaryota; Fungi; Ascomycota; Dothideomycetes; Pleosporales; Pleosporaceae. The coding region runs from base 1 to 510 and encodes 169 amino acids.
AUGGAAGGAGAGUCGGAGCAUGCGCCGCCGCAGAGGCAGGAGCCGCCUGUGUUCAAGGCCCCAAGGCUAGUCUCGCGCCCAAAGCCUCCGGUGCAGCAAGAGGAGGAGAUGGGCUCUGAGAUCAAGCUGGGCGAUUUCGAGGAUGUCCACGCCCUUUCCGUCUCCGAAGCGCGCGCCGUCGUCACAGCCGUCCACGAGGCACGAAAGAAGAAGGACCCUGAGAACAAUCCGCUGCGCGACAGGAUAUACAAUGAUAGCAUAACCAUUACGCAGUUUCUCGAUUACCUCGACAACUUUGCGCGCUACAAGGAGGAAGACAGUCUGCACUCCAUCGCUGCCCUUUUCGAUGCCCAUCCCGAGAUCUCCGUUGUUGAAAAGGCGCUGCUGGGAACGCUCACCCCGGAUACCGCAGAGGAGGCCACCACCCUCAUUCCAUCCCUGAACAUGGACGAGGAAGAGCUCCAGUUGAUUCUGGAUGAGCUGAACAAAAUGCAGGAUCGGCUUCGAUAG